Messenger RNA from Dracunculus medinensis (Guinea worm), 612 nucleotides. The record is from the annotation of a GenBank genome assembly. NCBI's taxonomy places the organism in Eukaryota, Metazoa, Nematoda, Chromadorea, Rhabditida, Dracunculidae.
AUGAAAUCAGGAUUUUCUCUACUUCAAACUAAAUUGGGUCUUAUGAUUUGCGAAAGUGGACAUAUCAAAGAAAUUAAUCAAAUUACCCAUAAAUCGAAAUGUAUUUCUAGAAUACAUGAGCAACCUUGUGACGAACGAGCGCUAAAAAAAUUCAAAAAGAAUAUUAUCCAGAUUAAAAGAACAUAUCAAGCACAAAACAAGGAGAAAACUUUAGAGAAAUAUUUUGAAUUGAAAACUAUUUUUGAGGAAGCCUCAAUGAAUAUUAGAGAAUUUCUUUCAAACGAUGUCAGAUUCAAUAAAAUUAUACCUGAUCACGAUCGAGCAAGCCUCAAUGCCAGAAAGAUUUUGAGGAUUAUUUCCUGUAAUUGUAAGUCUUUUAUUAACGACAAGACGACACAUGUAGGAUACCAGCCUCGAUUUAUAACUAAUCUUACAAGCCAUAUGAACUUUCACAUAUUUACUGAUGCUACGUACGCAACAGCAAUAUACACAUAUCGAGAAGGAAUGCGCAAAAGGGAACCAUUUUUAGUUUAUGCUAAAUCCCGUAUUGCACCCAUCAAAGGAAUUACCAUACCGCGAUUGGAACUGCUUGCUAUUCUCAUUGGAGUAUGA